AUGAGAAUUUUGUUUCGAAAAAAAAUAACUCCACUAGCUACUAAUGUUCAGGUAAAUGUAAACAAUGUAUUUAAAUCAUAUGAUGUGAAUAAAAAUAAUAAUUUUGAAAAUAUUACAUAUUGUGAAGUAGAGAAUACAAACUCAACUGAAAAAGAUGUUACAUCAGAUAUCCAACCAUUAAAUAUAAACUAUAAUUUGUUUCCUCAUCCUUUAACAAUCGAUAAUAAUACUGAGAAGAAUAAAUUAACAAAUGAUAAAAACAAUGAAAAUAAAACUAACGAAGAUCAUUCAUGUUUAACUGAUUCAAAAUCAUGUGAUAAAGAGAAUUUAUCAAGUUAUGUAGACAAUGAACCUUCAGAAAAUACUACCGAAUUCUUAAAUGAACAAACAUUAAACAUACAUAAAAAUGAUUGUGAACUUUUAGAAAAUGUCGAUGAAACAAUAACUAGUAAACAUGAAUUAAUAAAAGAAGUUGCACAAAAUGUGAAAUCAAAGUCAUCUACUUUUCCUGUUGUAGACAGUAGUAGUAAUAAUAUUAAUAAUAAUAAUAAUCAAAAUAAAUUAUUUCAACGACUUAAAACUGAACGUCACUGUUAUAAUGGUGUAGAAUCUAAUACAAUUGAUCGAAAUAGUCGACUAUCAAUAGAACGUGUAAAAGCAGCUAAAGAUGAAGUUGAUGAUGCCAUAAAAAACAGAAAAAUCUUUUCUGUUCUUGGUCCUUAUAAUCGUGUCAGAAAAGCACUAAGAACCCGUGGAUGGAUUGAAAAAUUUGAUGUCAGCAAUGGAGCAUUUGGACAAAUGACGGCGGAUGCAAAUAGAACUAUACGACCAAUAACUUAUGUAAAAACUGCACGAAAUGCUAAUUCAUCAUCAUUAAACAAUGCCACGCUAGAAGAUUCUGAAGACGGUGAUUCAGAUGAUAAUUUAACUGUUGCAAACGAGGAAAAACAACGUAUGAAACCAUGGGAAGAAGAAAAUGGUUAUUAUGGAUUGUUGUCACGUAUGGUUCGUUCAGAGUUGCCAAGAUUUAUUUGGUCAUUACGUAAAAAUCAAGUUGAUUUUAAUCAUCUUCAAAAGGAUCAAAUCAUUAAUCAUCACAGUGGGGCACCAUUUACAACUAAGGUUGGAUUAUGUAAACAACUGCGUCAAAUACGAUGGUUUGCUGAUUGUGACGCUGAUUACUUUUUUCCACGUUGCUUUAUUAUCAGUGAAGAAGACGAUCGUUUAUCAUUUAUAAAUGAUUUUAGAUUAACCGCAUGUAUAUCGAUUGUAAAAAUGAUUGCCAAUUUAAAUCCGGCUACGACAAAUCUACCAGAUUCAUUGAUGGCAGUUCCAUCCAAUUCUAGCAAUAUAUAUGAAACAAAUAAUGUAGGCGAAAUUAUUGAAGAUAUAAAUGUGACACAUAAUUCAAAUAGUGUAGCGAUGAAGAACCAUUCUUCAAUUGAUGAUAAUUUAUCAAGAGAUGAUUUCUUAUCAUUUUUAAACAAUACGAUAUUCCAUAAAAAAGAAUGGAAUAUAAAUUUAGCACCAAGUGAUUUAUCGAAUAAUUUUGAAAUUCCCCAUGAAAUAAUAGAAUUUUCAAUUUUUCAAUGUCAAGAAUUUCUUAAGACCAAGUAUCAUGAUGAUCUUGACAAUUCAAGUAAACAUUUUCUUACUUCUGAAUAUCUUUGGGAUAAAUUUUUAUCAUGGUAUUAUCAGAUAAUAAAAAUGCCUCAUUUACUUGUGACAGCAAAACAUUUCUCAUCUCAUUGUCAAUAUCUUUGUAAAUUACUUAAAAAAUACUGUCCACAAUUUGAUAUGGAUGGAGUGCGUAAUGUUUGGAUUGUAAAACCUGGCGCCAAAUCAAGAGGACGAGGUAUCAUUUGUCAUAAUCGAUUAGAUGAUAUUUUAAAAAUUGUCCAAGGCAGUGUAUUCAUUGCUGAAGCACGUUAUGUUGUACAGAAAUAUAUUGAAAGACCAUUAUUAAUAUAUAAAACAAAAUUUGAUAUAAGACAAUGGUUUCUUGUUACUGAUUGGGCACCAUUAACUGUAUGGUGGUAUCAAGAUUGUUAUUUAAGAUUUUGUUCACAAGAAUUCACUUUGAAUGAUUUCAGUGAAUCAAUACAUCUUUGUAAUAAUUGUAUACAACAUAAAUAUAAAAAUGGAUCUAGAUCCUUUAAAUUACCAGAUGAGAAUAUGUGGACUUGGGAACAGUUUCAAACAUGGCUAACUGAAGAAGGUCAUCCAAAUUUAUGGAACGAAAAAAUUCUACCAGCAAUGAAAAAUGCAGUUCUAAGUACAUUAUUAUCUUCGCAAGAAUCAAUCGAGCCUAGAAAAAAUUGUUUUGGUCUGUAUGGAGCAGAUUUCCUAUUAACUGCCAAUGACUAUAGAAUAUGGCUUAUCGAAAUUAAUUCAAGUCCAUGUAUGUCACCGAGUACAUCCGUUACAGCUGCAUAUACUACUAAUGUGUUAGAAGAUACUUUGAAAGUUGUUUUAGACAGAAAAUUUGGUCGUAACUCAGAUGUUGGACGUUUUGAAUUACUGUAUCGACAACCAUUUCAUAAUCCAAAUAAUGUAUACACUGGUAUGGAACUUUAUGUGAUUGGAUCGAAAAUAAAUAAACCACAUGUAGAAAAUUCAAACGUUUUACGUUGUUUUAAUAAAGAGACGCUUGAAAUCAAUGGUCAAUCAUUGUCAGAUCCAGAAGUGAAUGUAAUGUCAACAGUUGUUAAAGAUAAGAAUGAUACAUCUCCUUCUAUCCUAAGGCAAAUGGAACCAUCAACACAAAAAGUAAUUAAUCUACCGAAUAUAAGUCAUGGAUAUGCAGGCACUACGGAAAUUGUAAAGGGAAUGACUAGUUUAUUGCCACCUAUGAAGUGUGAUAAAUUUUCAGUUCAAAAUCAACACACUAACCAUCAGUCAACUGUGAGUUCAAACACUGAUAACCCAGUCAAACAUUUACAAUCUAUUAAGAAGACAAAUAGAGAUACACGAUCCAAAUCUUCCAAAUAUGAAAAUAAACCAAAAAGUUGUAAAGAAUCUAAUGUUUUAAAAUCUGUAACAAAUAUUGAUUACUUAACUAAUAUGGAAUCUGGUGCUUGUCGAUUUAAAUACAAUGAUAAAAAUCUUGAACUCAAUGAUAUUUCACAUGAUAACAAUCUUUUAAAAUCAAGCAGAUCAGAGUGUUGUCUAAAACCAUCUGAAGAAGAAGAAGAAGCAGUUAAAUUAAGAUCACUAAUGGGUUCCUCUGGUAGUUUAACUAUUAAAAAUUCCUCUACAUUCAACUUGAAUAAAUCAAGGCUACACCUAGUGAAUAAAAGUCAACUGAACCAGCAUAAUGAAAAUGAAACAAGCAAUUCAACAGAUUUAUUAAAUUCUAAUCACAAAAGUAUAUUCGAUAAUAAUAAUAAUAAUAAUAAUAAUAAUAAUAAUACACAUUCUUCAUCACCAUUACUACCUAAAAUCCACAAAAAUCGAAAUUCAGUAUUUAAUUUAAAAUUAACUAGUCUGAAUCGUUCGAAACUCACAACAAAUCAAACAAAAAAAUUACCAAUCAAAUUUGAACACAUAAUCAAAGAAAAUUUGAAUAUUGACACAAUCAAUAAUACCAUUUCAUCGAAUUUUAUUUCAACACAAACUACUACUAAUUUAUUAAUGAAUUAUUUACAUGAAAAGAAUUUGACUAAAGAAUUAAAUUGUGAAGAAAUAAUCACAGAUAAAAAUCAACAAUUAUUGAAUAAUAAUAAAUCCAACAAACUACCGAAAAUUGUUAAAAUCAAACCUACUUCUGCAUAUCAAUCUACAAAUUCUAUGCAUAAAAGAUCGAUUCAUAAGAAUUGUUUUGAUAAAAUUAAAUUAAAUAUUAUACAAUUUAAUGGAGAAGAUCGCAAUAAUUAUUUGAAGCAUAUUCCACAGGAAAAAUCAAAUCAAAAUAAAUUGUAUAAACAUUUACGCAGAAGACGUAUUGUACUGCGUAAAAUCAAGAAAACUAGACAUUCUCCUGUAGUAGGCAGAAAGCUAUCAGCUCGUCAAUCACAAUUGAAACGUUUUAAAGUGUUAAUAGUCAAUCAGAAAUCGAUCGAUUUAACUAGGAACAAUAAUUGUUCAAUGAAUUUAAAUAAUAGUAAUGAUUGUAGUACUACUACUACUGAUGACUAUGAUUUCACAAUCAAUUCCAGCGAUAAUAUCACUUUGCAUGGUAAUGGUCGUAAUGAAUUAUUAAAGAUUAUUACAUCACCAAAAUCAUCUCGGAAGCAAAGUUCCAGUGAUUCAGGAUUUGAUGAUGAAAAAUCAACUCCAUUGAAAACUUCUUUACCAUUAGUUAGUCCUACGGUAGUGAUUACUCAUAGAAGUAAUAAUAAUAAUAAUAAUAAUAGUAAUGAUAAAGUGUUAUACAAUGAUUUCUUACCUUGUAGCUUUAUUCAUUCUAGUAAAAUGAUCAUUAAUCAUCCUAACACAGAUAAUAUAAAAUUCUCCAGGCAUAAUAUGAAUAAUAAAAAGUUUAAUCUGAAAUUUCUUUCUCGUAUUGCAAAUAAAUAA
This is a messenger RNA of Schistosoma turkestanicum, 4518 nucleotides long. Lineage: Eukaryota; Metazoa; Platyhelminthes; Trematoda; Strigeidida; Schistosomatidae. The record is from the annotation of a GenBank genome assembly.